AUGGGAUAUAAGAUAUAUUCUAACUCUGACUUAGUUCAAACAGUAACAUGGGCAAACUAUGAAUGGUUCGCUUUGAGAAACUCAGUACAACCACAAGCUAGAGAACAAACAGACCAGUAUGCAACUAUUGAGAAAAUAAGAAGACUUGACCCUAACGUUCCAGGAGUUUAUGUUAACCUUUCUGGACAAACUGCAGCAGCAGUAACAAAGUAA
Molecule: messenger RNA, 213 nt
Organism: Trichomonas vaginalis G3
Lineage: Eukaryota; Parabasalia; Trichomonadida; Trichomonadidae
Exons: 1
Coding region: 1-213 (70 amino acids)
Source: RefSeq, a predicted model, not a curated record